Molecule: messenger RNA, 1536 nt
Organism: Lampris incognitus (smalleye Pacific opah)
Lineage: Eukaryota; Metazoa; Chordata; Actinopteri; Lampriformes; Lampridae
Product: WD40 repeat-containing protein SMU1-like
Exons: 12
Coding region: 1-1536 (511 amino acids)
Biological process (GO): mRNA splicing, via spliceosome
Cellular component (GO): precatalytic spliceosome
Molecular function (GO): protein binding
Source: RefSeq, a predicted model, not a curated record
AUGGCUUUGGAGGUGGAAUCUGCAGAUGUGAUUCGUCUGAUAAUGCAAUAUCUGAAAGAGAACAACCUCUAUCGGACGCUGACCACUCUGCAGGAGGAAACCACUGUCUCACUCAACACCGUGGAAAGCAUCGACAGCUUCAUUGCAGACAUCAACAAAGGACACUGGGACUCAGUACUGUUAGCCAUUGAGUCCCUCAAACUGCCUGAUAACAUACUUAUUGACCUUUAUGAGCAGGUGGUUCUUGAACUCAUUGAAAUGAGAGAGGAGGGAGCAGCCCGCUCGCUAAUGAGGCAAACUGACCCCAUGAUCAUGAUGAAGCAGACCCAGUCAGAGAGGUACACACACCUGCAGAGCUUGCUAACUCGCUCCUACUUCGACCCACGCGAGGCGUACCCAAAGGGCAGCAGCAAGGUGAAGCGCCGCAGGGCAAUAGCCCAGGCGUUGGUGAAGGAGGUCAGUGUGGUGCCCCCGUCCCGUCUUAUGGGUCUACUGGAACAAUCUCUGAGGAUACAGCACCACCAGGGUCACCUGACCCAAGAGAUGAAAAUCCAGAUGUCCGAGACAAAAGCUUCAGAGAGAAAUCCAAGCAAAGAAAGCUUUCCAACUCAACUUUACCAUCACAUCAAGUUUGGGCAAAGGUCCCACGUGGAAUGUGCCCGGUUCUCCCCCGAUGGCAAGUACUUAAUAACUGGAUCAGUGGAUGGGUUCAUUGAGGCCUGGAACUUCAACACUGGAAAAAUUAGCAAGGAUUUAUCGUACCAGGUACAAGAUAGCUACAUGAUGAUGGACGAUGCCGUGCUCUGCAUGUGCUUCAGUGAGGAUGCAGAACUACUGGCCACUGGGGCUCAGAAUGGCAAAAUAAAGGUGUGGAAGAUCCAGAGUGGCUUAUGUCUGCGCAGGUUUGAGCGGGCUCACAGUAAAGGCGUCUCAUGUCUGAGUUUCUCCAAAGACUGUAGUCAGAUUCUCAGUGCUUCCUUUGAUCAGACUAUCAGAAUCCAUGAACUGAGAUCAGGGAAGACACUAAAGGAUUUAAAAGGCCAUUCGUCUUUUGUGAACGAUGCGUCAUUCAUUCAAGAUGACAGUCACAUCAUCAGCGCCUCUUCUGAUGGGACCGUUAAGAUUUGGAGUGUAAAGACUUCAGAGUGCAUACACACUUUCAAAUCUCCAUCAAGCCCCUCCAACAUCCCGGUCAACAAUGUGAUCCCUCUCCCCCAAAAUCCAGAAAACUUUGUGAUGUGUAACCACUCUAACAUAGUGGUCAUCAUGAACAUGAAGGGUCAGAUUGUGAAGACCUUCAGCUCAGGAAAAAAGGGAGGGGGGGACUUUGUUUGUUGUACCCUCUCGCCUCGUGGCGAGUGGAUCUACUGUGUUGGAGAAGACUUGGUGCUCUACUGCUUUGAAUCUGCGACAGGGAAACUGGAGAGAACGCUAACAGUCCACGAGAAAGAUGUUAUUGGUAUCGACCACCACCCCUAUGAGAACCUGAUUGCCACAUACAGCGAAGAUGGCCUCCUCAGGCUAUGGAAACCCUAA